This is a messenger RNA of Peromyscus eremicus (cactus mouse), 1259 nucleotides long. RefSeq names its product ataxin 3 (gene Atxn3). Gene Ontology annotation, molecular function: cysteine-type deubiquitinase activity. NCBI's taxonomy places the organism in Eukaryota, Metazoa, Chordata, Mammalia, Rodentia, Cricetidae. Gene Ontology annotation, biological process: protein deubiquitination. The record is from RefSeq and is a predicted model, not a curated record. The transcript has 12 exons. Bases 312 to 1244 code for a protein of 310 amino acids. Gene Ontology annotation, cellular component: nucleus.
GGCCGGGGUGGAGGGGUGGGACCGGGGGCGGAGCUGCUGGAGGGGGCUGCUCCGCGCCGGGGCCGUUGGCUCCAGACAAAUAAACAUGGAGUCCAUCUUCCACGAGAAAUGCCUACAUGGAUCAGAGUGUACCAUGUGCAGACAGUGACUGAGGAGACCAGAGGGCAUCAGAUCCCUUGGGACUGGAAUUACAGCUGGCUCAAGAAGGCUCACUUUGUGCUCAGCAUUGCCUGAAUAAUCUAUUGCAAGGGGAGUAUUUUAGCCCUGUGGAGCUAUCCUCGAUUGCACACCAGCUGGAUGAAGAAGAAAGGAUGAGGAUGGCAGAAGGAGGCGUUACCAGUGAGGACUAUCGCACAUUUUUACAGCAGCCUUCUGGAAAUAUGGACGACAGCGGCUUUUUCUCUAUUCAAGUUAUAAGCAGUGCCUUGAAAGUUUGGGGUUUAGAACUAAUCCUAUUCAACAGUCCAGAGUACCAGAGGCUCAGAAUUGAUCCUAUAAAUGAAAGAUCCUUUAUAUGCAAUUAUAAAGAACAUUGGUUUACAGUUAGAAAAUUAGGAAAACAGUGGUUUAACUUGAAUUCUCUGCUGACGGGUCCAGAAUUAAUAUCAGAUACAUACCUCGCACUAUUCUUGGCUCAAUUACAGCAAGAAGGUUAUUCUAUAUUUGUUGUUAAGGGUGAUCUGCCAGACUGUGAAGCUGACCAGCUUUUGCAGAUGAUCAAGGUCCAGCAGAUGCAUCGACCAAAACUUAUAGGAGAAGAAUUGGCACAGCUCAAAGAACAGAGUGUUCUCAAAGCAGAUCUGGAACGAGUCCUAGAGGCGGCCGACGGGUCGGGAAUGUUGGAUGAAGAUGAGGAUGAUUUACAGAGGGCUCUAGCGAUAAGUCGUCAGGAAGUUGAUAUAGAGGAUGAAGAAGCUGAUCUCCGAAGGGCCAUUCAGCUUAGUAUGCAAGGUAGUUCCAGAAGUAUGUCUCAAGAUAGUCCGCAGACACCAAGUGCCAAUCUUACUUCGGAAGAGCUGCGGAAGAGGAGAGAAGCCUACUUUGAAAAGCAACAGCAGCAGCAGCAGGAGGUAGACCGACCUAGACAGCUUUCAUACCCUUGUGAAAGACCGACCACAAGUUCAGGAGGACGUGGGAACAACCAAGCAGGUGAUGGUGUGAGUGAAGAAGACAUACUCCGGGCAGCUGUAAACAUGUCUUUAGAAACUGCUAAAGAUAAUUUGAAAGCAGAAAGAAAAAAAUAAUACCUUUCAAAAUCA